This is a messenger RNA of Dreissena polymorpha, 1232 nucleotides long. RefSeq names its product thrombospondin-1-like. The record is from RefSeq and is a predicted model, not a curated record. Gene Ontology annotation, molecular function: protein binding. The transcript has 11 exons. NCBI's taxonomy places the organism in Eukaryota, Metazoa, Mollusca, Bivalvia, Myida, Dreissenidae. Bases 27 to 1232 code for a protein of 401 amino acids.
CUUUCUGAAACAGCGUAAACACGAGAAUGAAUAUCUGUCACGUGAUUACAGCGGGAAUACUUUGUGCAAUUGGAGUAUCAGAAUGCCUUGAAUGCUUCAAUUGUGUAAAUAUCGCUGACCCCCGGGCGUGUACAAACAGAGUUCAAUGUUCGAACAGCGAGUCCUGUUAUUUGCAAACGCUCCAUUCUGGCAACGAAGUACGUUACAACAUGGGCUGUCAGAACAAUCAGUUGUGCAGUUCCACUGCCGUGGAUCCCAACGGUAUCAUUGGUCGCUCCGUUCAGACCAGACAGCAGUACUCUUGUCAUGAAUGUUGCAGCAAUAACCGCUGCAAUGAUCAGCUGUGUGCCCACAGAAUACCAUCAUCGUGUAUUGACGACGCAACACUAGACUGUGCCCGUCUAAACUCCAUCCUAAACGUCUGUGCUGAUGUUCAUCAUGCCAAAACCAUUUGUCCUCAGUUUUGCGGACUCUGUCAGCUCGUUGAUGGAAACUGGGGAGAUUGGGGAGAGUGGGGUAUAUGUAGCGUUACGUGCAAUAACGGGUCUCAGACCCGCACAAGGACCUGCUCAAACCCGGCCCCUGUCCACAGUGGACUCAACUGCACUGGACCAGCUGUUGAGUCGAAAAUGUGUCCGAACCAGCUUUGUCCGGUUCAUGGCAACUGGUCAGAUUGGUCAACGUGGUCGGGUUGCUCAGUUACUUGUAAUGUGGGAGUAAGACAGAAGACAAGAACGUGCACCAAUCCUAAACCAGACCGUUCUGGGAACUAUUGCGUCGGUGAACCAAGUGAAUACACUGUAUGCCUUAAUGAACCCUGCGGCGUCAAGAUACAUGGCAACUGGUCAGAUUGGUCCGCAUGGUCAAGUUGCUCAGUCACGUGUGACGUGGGACUCAGAAAGAGGUCAAGAACCUGCACUAAUCCUAAACCAGAGCAUAAUGGAGACUAUUGCUUCGGAGAUCCUUUCGAGAAUACAAUUUGUCUUUCAGAACCCUGCCCUAACAGAAGUCAUGCAGUAGCCUUCAACGCUCACGGAAUCGACAUUUUGGCAAAUCGUGUAACUGCAUUUCCAACAGUGAUAUUCAACGAAGGGAAUGCCUACAAUGCAAGCACUGGACACUUCACAGCUCCUGUGGACGGGAUCAUCACAAUAAUCACCGCCGUCACCAAAUCACCACCAUCACCCUCAUCACCAUCAAUAUCACCACCACCAUCACCUCCACCAUCAUAA